AUGGCAACAAAUGUUAACUCUGAUUUCUUGGGUAACUGUGAGGAAUCGAUCUUAACAACUUUAUUAAAACGUAGCAUAAAAGCUAAGGACCAUUCCCAUUCGCCUUAUAGCAAGUUUCGUGUUGGAGCCGCCUUGUUGACUGAUACCGGAGAAAUCAUCGACGGAUGUAACGUUGAAAAUGCCAGUUACGGGUUGUCGAUUUGUGCAGAGAGAACAGCCCUGGUCAAGGCUGUGAGUAUGGGAUUUAAAAAGUUCCCUGCAAUUGCUGUAACUACAGAUAUGGAUGAGUUUAUUGCUCCAUGCGGGGCUUGCAGACAAGUCCUAGCUGAGUUUGGAUUGAAGUGUGACGUGUACCUUGUAAAAUCGGACCUGUCGUUCAAGAAGAUGAGCAUUUCGGACCUUUUGCCUUUGACUUUCACUUCCGCGGAAUUAGAGAGGGCAGGUUUGCAACAUUAA
Molecule: messenger RNA, 456 nt
Organism: Porites evermanni
Lineage: Eukaryota; Metazoa; Cnidaria; Anthozoa; Scleractinia; Poritidae
Source: the annotation of a GenBank genome assembly